This is a messenger RNA of Ipomoea triloba (trilobed morning glory), 1229 nucleotides long. RefSeq names its product transcription factor bHLH120-like. The record is from RefSeq and is a predicted model, not a curated record. The transcript is spliced from 3 exons. NCBI's taxonomy places the organism in Eukaryota, Viridiplantae, Streptophyta, Magnoliopsida, Solanales, Convolvulaceae. The coding region runs from base 239 to 1075 and encodes 278 amino acids. Gene Ontology annotation, cellular component: RNA polymerase II transcription regulator complex. Gene Ontology annotation, biological process: regulation of transcription by RNA polymerase II. Gene Ontology annotation, molecular function: DNA-binding transcription factor activity, RNA polymerase II-specific; protein dimerization activity; RNA polymerase II transcription regulatory region sequence-specific DNA binding.
AAAAAAAGAAGAGAAAAUUAUUGGAGGUGGAGAUGAGGUGAGUAGCUUCAUCUUGUUUAUUAUAUUGCAGCAAGGGAAUCAUGGCAUACAAAGGCCCAUUCCAGAUUUCUCAAUCUUAACAACCCUAUCAUCUCCCACCUUUACCUUUUUCUUUAUUACAACCUCAAUAUAUGCUAUAAGAAGAGGGAAGCUUCCAUAUUUGUUUUCGGAGAUUUCUUGUACUUUGGUCGGAGCAAUAAUGUUUCCUUUACAGCGAAACGAAGAUUUGGUGUUUCAGAUUCUCUCUACUCCUGAUAUCCCUUCCCAGCAAAACAAGAUCUCCCAAGAUCUGAUUUUUGAUAGUAAUAAUAACUACGGUUUUGCUCCUCUGGAUUUCGCCUCCGGCGCCCACCACCACGACUUCGCCGCAACCGCCGCCGCUGCGGCGGCGGUCACCGCCAGUUCUCCCAGAAAGCGGCGGCGGAGGGAGAAAACGUUAGCUGCUUGUACUGAUGAUGUUGCGGCGGCGGCGGCGGCUAAAUCCGAUGAGAAUCAUAAGCUGAAGAGAAUUAUGCAUCGGGAAAUCGAACGGCAGCGCCGCCAGGAAAUGGCUACUCUUUAUGCUUCUCUCCGGUCUCUCCUCCCUCUUGAAUAUGUAAAGGGAAAACGUUCGACAUCGGAUCACAUGCACGAAGCGUUGAAUUACAUUAAACAAAUGCAGAAAAAUGUUCAAGAAUUGGAGAGGAGGAGAGACGGGCUAAAGACGGCCGGGUCGUCCACUUCGAGUUCCCAUAAUUUGGAGAAAACCGGAAGCCCAGAUCAGAAAACCGGUUCUCCCCCGAACUUCGUCUCCGUCAGCCGUUGCCGGGACGGCGUCGAGAUUCUGAUCAACAGUGUCGCCGGCGAGAGGGGCUGUUUCCCCCUGUCAAGAGUGCUGAGAGCGCUGCACAACGAAGGGGUUAACGUUGUCAGCUGCGAUUCCACCAAAGCAGAUACUAGGUUGCUUCAUAGGGUUCAGUCUGAGGUCUCAGGUGAAAAAUCCAUAGAUCUUCAGGCCUUGCAACAAAAGUUAACUGAGGUUAUCAAUAACUUUUAGCAUAUUCAUAGGUCGUUGUUCUUGUCCAUGUUGCUUGCUACUUUCUCUCAAUUUGCUACAUGUAUUAGUGUCAUAAUGUGGGUUUCUCUGGGAGAAUUUUCGCAAGUUGCACAGAUAAAAUAAAAAGAGGAAAAUGCUUGUUUUUUGUCCUAUA